Daktulosphaira vitifoliae (grape phylloxera) is the source of this 1772-nucleotide messenger RNA. RefSeq names its product solute carrier family 35 member C2-like. Gene Ontology annotation, molecular function: antiporter activity. The record is from RefSeq and is a predicted model, not a curated record. NCBI's taxonomy places the organism in Eukaryota, Metazoa, Arthropoda, Insecta, Hemiptera, Phylloxeridae. Gene Ontology annotation, cellular component: endoplasmic reticulum-Golgi intermediate compartment; Golgi apparatus; cis-Golgi network. The transcript has 7 exons. Bases 239 to 1321 code for a protein of 360 amino acids. Gene Ontology annotation, biological process: UDP-glucose transmembrane transport.
UGCUGAAUUAUUAGUUUACUUAAAUAAUUGAUAUUAAUUGUAACAAUUAACUAUUUGUAUAGAAUUCGUUUUAUAAUAAUAAUUUUUGGGCAUCCAAGAAAUUUUUUAAUUGAAUCGUUAAUAUAUAUUAUAUUAAUACAUUUUUUGAAUCGUAAUGAAAGAUGUUGUUUAUGCCACAUCAGUGAUUAAAAAAUGCAACAAAUAAAAUUAUAGUUUGAAAAUCUGUACUUUAUUAGCUAUGUUGCUUCGGCUGCAAUCUCUUGUUCUUACUAGCAUAUUAAUAUUGCCCUAUUUUUGUUUUUCAAUUGGCUUAACAUUUUUUCAAAGAUGGUUUUUACAGUUAUUCCAGUUUCCACUAUUGGUUGUUUCAUGUCAUUUAAUUUUAAAAUAUUUUAUGUCUACGAUUUUUCGUUAUAUAUAUCAUAAGGCUACAAGUAUACAAAAUGUACAAAUUUCCUGGGAUGUAAAUGUUUCAAAAUUUGGGCCAACUGGUAUCUCAAGUGGUAUUGAUGUAGGGUUAUCUAACUGGGGAUUAGAACUCGUUAAUAUUUCUUUGUAUACGAUGACAAAAUCUACAGCCAUUAUAUUUGUUUUAAUUAAUGCUUUGAUUUUACGCCUAGAAAAAGCAACAGUGUUGCUGUUUUUGAUUGUUUUUUCUAUUUCUGGUGGUUUAUUUUUGUUUACAUUCAAAACAACUGACUUUAGUACUUUAGGGUUUAUCUUAAUUUUAACAGCAUCAUUUUCCAGUGGUUUUCGUUGGACUUUAUCACAGUUCAUAAUGCAAAAAUCAGAUUUGGGAUUAAAAAGUCCAGUGGAUAUGAUAUAUUUUACUCAACCUUGGAUGUUGUUAUCAGUGUUUCCAAUAUUUUUGUUUUUAGAAGGAGAUGAUUUUUUAACAUGGCUAAAUACUAAAAAUAAUGAUGAUUACUUUAAAAUAUGUAUGCUUAUUAUUAUCGGUUCAUUACUUGCAUUUAGUUUGGAAGUUUCUGAGUAUUAUGUUGUCUACAAAACAUCUAGUCUUACACUUACUGUAGUUGGAAUUAUUAAAGAAGUUUGUUCUUUAGUUCUGGCAGUAGAAUGUAAUGGUGACAAGAUGACCCCAUUAAAAAUUUUAGGACUAGCAUUAUGCUUGUGUGGUGUUAUUGGACAUGUGUGGCAUAAAUAUAAUGCUAGUAGACCAAUUGAAAGUCGUUAUGGUAUUAUAAAUAAUGAAGAUAAUAAACAUUUAACACGCAUAGAAAGUGAAGAUAUGAAUGAUUCAGAUAGUACUGAUGAUUCAACUCAAGUACUUUUUGAUAUUAUUAAUAGACGACGUACAUAGAAACUUUUGAAUUUAGAGAAUUAAAAAGGCUGUGAGUUAUAAUUUUAUAAGAUUUUUUUAAUUUUAUUGAAAUUUAUAUUUUAUUAUCUCAAAGAUAAUAUUUUCCAAAUGUUAUCUCUAUUGUUAAUACAUUAAAGUGUCUUUCUACAGAUUUAAUAAAAUUUUAUCUUUAUUUUUAUACUAUUAUACAAUAAACACAAUUUUUAUGGAAAUAUAAGUGGGUAAUUUUUAUCUUAAGGUAUAGUAUCAAAUUAAAAAUUUAAUAGCAAUUAAAAUUAUUUAAACUCCUUUCAUUCAUAUAUUAAGUAUAAAAUUAUGAUAAAUAAAUAAAAUAAAAAUAAUUUGCCAUAUAGCCUUUUAUAUUCUUUUAUUAAACUAAAUUUUUUGUUUGAUUUUCAUUUAUAUAAUUGUAUUUGCUUCAUUAUAAGGAUUCUACAACAAAAUUAUUUUA